This is a messenger RNA of Rhododendron vialii, 1297 nucleotides long. RefSeq lists its product as uncharacterized. The transcript is spliced from 4 exons. NCBI's taxonomy places the organism in Eukaryota, Viridiplantae, Streptophyta, Magnoliopsida, Ericales, Ericaceae. The record is from RefSeq and is a predicted model, not a curated record. The coding region runs from base 418 to 1044 and encodes 208 amino acids.
UAAUUAUGGCCGAAGCUAUUACCUCCAAUUCGGCCUAUCCACUGUCGGUUUUUUCCGGGCAGCCCCAAACCCACAGAUAUUUCCCUUGACGAAGACCCUGCCCGAACUGCCCCUAACCCUCUGUGAGAAACCACGGUUAGCUCUAGCUCUCUCUCUCCCUCUCUCUCUCUCUCUCUCUCUCUCUCUCAUCAGUAACACCCUGCACACACCUCUCUCUCUCUCUCUCUUCCCUCUGAUUAUAUCUAUCCCCUGUCUCUCUCUGUUCUGUCUCUACUCCAUCCAACGGUCCACGAUGAACGCCGCUCUGAGUUUCUGUCUCCUGAGGUUUUAGCCCCUCAAAACCCUAGAUCCGCUUCAUCCCAUCUCAGAAGACUCAUCAGAUCUCGAUCUUCGGAGGCUUUGUCGUGAGCCGUACGGAUGGAAACCGAUUCAGUUAGCUCUGCUAGUACUUUACUCAACCAGACUUUGCUAACGUGCGCCGGUGGAGCUUUAACCGCUAUGCUGGUCUCGACUCUGGUCAAUAAUACUGCUCAGGUUUUUGAACACGUGUCACUAGCGUAUUUUGAUAUCUUCCGGUCACAAAGCAACAUCCCUGGAGUCAAAGGAGAGGAUCAAACUCGAUACCAUUCCAAGCCAUCAGAUGCUGAAGGGAAUGAUGCCAAUGAAGAUGACGAUGACGAUGAUGGUGGCUAUGAAGAAGGCGAGGAGGAUUUGUCAUCAGAAGACGUUGGGGAUGUAGGAAACAAUGGCAACAGCAACAAAAGCGACCCAAAGAAAGGACCGGGUGAAGGUGCCGGUGGAGCAGGAGAGAAUGGUGAAGAGGAAGAAAAGAAUGAUGAUGGGCAAGACGGCGAUGAUCAAGAAGAAGACGACAAGGACGAUGAAGACGAUGAUGAUGAUGAUGAUGACGACGAUGACGACGACGAUGAUGGAGGGGAAGGCGGCGAGAAAGAAGUUGUGGAGGAAGAGGAAGAAGAAGGGGUGGACGAGGAGGAGGAGGAGGAGGAGGAAGAACUCCAACCUCCGAAGAAGAGAAAGAAGUGAAUUGAAGGAUUAAUGGAGUUCUCUCUGUGGUACUGGUCUCUAUUUGACUCUUUUUUCUAACUAGUAUGUUUACUCAGCCUCUGAGGAAGGCUUGUUUAGGAUAACUCUGUUCUAGUAAUCGUAUCAUUUCCUUUGCAUGAGUAGAGCAGUACGUAGUGUACUUUGGAACUCCGAGCUUGCGGCAUGUUUCGGGAGAAUAUGUGUUGUCAUAAAACUUGAAUCUCCGUUAAUUCGAAUCGUUUUUUAGAGUUCA